This is a messenger RNA of Microdochium trichocladiopsis, 825 nucleotides long. Its product is annotated as GNAT domain-containing protein. Lineage: Eukaryota; Fungi; Ascomycota; Sordariomycetes; Xylariales; Microdochiaceae. The transcript has a single exon. The coding region runs from base 1 to 825 and encodes 274 amino acids. Gene Ontology annotation, molecular function: acyltransferase activity, transferring groups other than amino-acyl groups. The record is from RefSeq and is a predicted model, not a curated record.
AUGACUGGCACCAAACAGAUCCGCAGCGCGCGGGGCGAGGUUCUCCCGCAGGAAGUAGCUGCAAAACUCAACACAAUCCCCUGGUACAACCUCUUCACAUCAUUACCGGACCGGCCUUUACCGCCCAGCUCACAGAGGGCACACAUCAAGACGGCCAGGCUAGUCCUCAGGCCGCUGGAUCUGUCUGAUCUCGAGGCAUUCCAUUCCCUGCGCACACAACCAGAAGUCAUGGCCAAGACAUUUCGACCUCGCGUCGACCGUGACAUGGACGAGACACGGACACUCCUGCAGAGCCUGCAGCCCCCCAAUGACGGCAACAGCUGGCGCUUCGGUGUUUUCCUGGCUUCGACAGGAGAGCUGAUUGGUGACGGCGGCGUCUACAACUUCGACGAUCUGUGGCGGACGGGCUGGCCAGAGCUUGAGUUCAUGCUCCGCAAGGAGCAUUGGGGCCAGGGCUACGGCAAGGAGCUCAUCCCAGCCCUUAUGGAGGCAUGGUUCAACCUGCCCCGCUCUGGGGUACGGAAACACACCCUUCACCCAAACGCCAUUGGCGAACUGGAGCCUGGUGAUGAGCUGCCGGACAACCUCGCCAUUAUCUUCGAUGCUAGCAUUGAUGCCGCACGUAAGAUUGUCGACGGUUUGACCGACCCCAAGCCGGACUAUAUCGCAGAUUGGGAGCAGAUCGAUUGGCGGGAGGGCAAAGAGUUCAUGGAAAUCACCCUCGCUGGGUGGCUUGUGGCGAAUCCACACGGCCUGGAUCCGUACAGGACAGAGACUGGAUAUCUGAGCGACCGCACAGAUGUGGAAGACAAUGAGAAGGAAUGA